AUGGGCACCAGAGAAACGAUGCUUCUGCCAAAAUUCGAAUCUAAGGAGAAAUCUCGUCUUCCUCUCAAAUUCAGAAAAGCAAUGGCAAUGAAUGCAACUGGUUAUGCGGUGAUGAAUGAGCAACAGCUUAACAUGGUGUAUGGCCUAGAUUCACCAUACAAUGACACAGAGACAUUGAAGCGGUUGACGAAAGUUCGACCUGAGGAGGUCCCAUCUAUCAUCGAGAGAACGAUCCGUGAUUUGGCCUCGGAAACUAUUCAGUUCAAAACACAACGACGACGACAACAAAUUUUAGCACCAACUUUGCUUGGCUCUAUUAUUUUGAACCCAGCAGCUGCAUCUGGACCAAUAAUACUUUCGCCCAUUUUGCUCACGCCGGUCAUCCUUUCACCAGCUAUUCUUGGCAUAUUACUUUUGUCACCAUGGUGUCUUGUUCCGGUCAUCCUGGCACCGCGACUUCUGUUUCCCGUUGUUCUGUCACCUGUUGCUUUGGCGCCAAUAGUUCUGAGUCCUCUUGCAUUCGAUCCUCUCAUUUUGAGCCCCGGUGUACUUUUACCCUUUGUACUUUCUCCUCAACUUUUGUCACCUUUCAUUCUGAAUCCUGCUGCUUUAGCGCCAUUCGUUUUCUCGCCCUUCGCAUUAACACCUUUUAUUUAUACACCUCACACCAUGGUCCCACUGAUUUUUUCGCCAUUUAUUCUGUCUCCUAUUAUUUGCUCCCCGCCAUACAUUUCUGCUUUUAUAGCGUCACCUUACGCGCUCUCUCCUUUGAUUAAUUCCAAGGGUAAGUGGUUCACGUCGAUUCUUUCACCGAGUUGGUUGAGCUGA
Molecule: messenger RNA, 828 nt
Organism: Cooperia oncophora
Lineage: Eukaryota; Metazoa; Nematoda; Chromadorea; Rhabditida; Trichostrongylidae
Source: the annotation of a GenBank genome assembly